AUGGGAGCAAUUGGGGGACAUCAAGAAUCGAUUGAUGUGGGCGGGCGUCAGCAGGAAAUUGGUCCAAAGAUAGUCAGGGUGAACGGUUGCAUUUGUGCUGGUGGGACAUGUCCAAAACAGGACAAGAACAAGAUCAUUUAUACUCAAAUAGAAAGCAUUGCUAGAAAGCAUGAAUGCAAUCCUGCCCAGCUAGCAAUAGCAUGGGUUCUCGACCAAGGGGAUGAUGUUGUACCUAUACCUGGGACAACCAAGAUCAAGAACCUGGAGAACAAUAUUGGCUCUUUCAAGGUCAAACUUACAGGAGAAGCUCUAAAAGAGAGAUAUAAUGUUGUACCCAUCGAAGAGGUAGCCGGUGGUAGAAGCUAUACAAACACAGAUCAUUUAGAAUGGAAGUUUGCCAACACUCCACCAAAGAAAUGAUCCUCUUUACUUACACUU
Molecule: messenger RNA, 438 nt
Organism: Carya illinoinensis
Lineage: Eukaryota; Viridiplantae; Streptophyta; Magnoliopsida; Fagales; Juglandaceae
Product: probable aldo-keto reductase 1
Exons: 3
Coding region: 1-420 (139 amino acids)
Cellular component (GO): cytoplasm
Source: RefSeq, a predicted model, not a curated record